ACCAGGUGUCCGUGAAGGUGGGUGGGGUUGAUCAUCUCGGGGCAGAGGAUGAUGCUGGUGGUGUUGUCAUUGUCGCUUUCAUUGACCCUUACCAUAUUCCCCCUCUAUGUUCUAGCCUUGCAUCCACACUGGCUGGGAUCUUGUUUAUCAUUCGGCUCGCCGGAACAAUGGAUCUUCAUUCAGACAGAUCGUUCAACCACAUGAAUGCGUUUGCCCCGUCAUCCUCAUCUUCUUCCUUCCCGCGCAGUCGCCGAGGGUCGCAGCAGCAGUCCAACCCUCUGCAUGCUACCCAUACCUCCUCAUCCGGGCUAUUCGACACUGUCCGACCUUCGCAGCCCACGCUUUCCUAUCGUAAUGAUGAACUGUUUCUGAUUCCUGAGUCUUCUCGAGCACAUCGUGCCACUGCUCUCCGUCAGUUGAAUGGUGCUACCGCGAGGCCCUUAUCAGGGAGAAGCCGACCUGCAGCCUCUCGGCCAUCCUCCUUGGGAUCUCAACCCGUGUUAGUGAGAGCCUAUUCGGGAGGUCCUGAUGAGGCUUCCACUCAAGUCACGAUGCCUUCGCGGCGCUCCUUUCUUUGGUCAUCAAGCUCGACCAACCGCGAUCAGGGGCCUGCGCUGCCCUCUGAAGAGGAUUUUAGUAUCGAUAGCAUAUUACGCGCCAUUGAGCCCGACAUCCGCCAUACUCUCGACGCUAUCGGCAAGAUUUGUGGCCGAAGCAAGCUGAGUCUCGCCAAUGAGUACGGAAGUCAUAUCGCUCCUUUGGGCGAAAUCCGUGCUCCCCCCGGUGGCCUGUUGACCGUAGAGGAAGCCAGUCCUGAUCACGAGCGACAGGCGGAUCACUUAGUGAUCUACGAUGACGACAACAGUGUCGCUAAUGGGCGAGACCAUCACUCCGGUCCAUCCUUCCGCUACUGGGACCAUGUCCGACAGGUUACAACAGGCUAUCACUCAAGAAUGUCCCUGUCCGGAGAUGGCUCGUCGGCGCAGAUUCAGCCUAGUACGCCACGAUCCUCAGUGGCCUUUCAGUCUUCCCAUGGCGGGAAUGGGUUCAGUCCGCUUUCAACCACCAGAGAGAUCGCGUCCAAGUCGAACGCUAGUGGCCGAGCUCUUCUGGGAAAGAAUCUGAAGAACGACGCCCGUGGCCGGACUUGCGAGAUGAUCACGCCUGCACUGGUGUCAGAGACAUUGCUCGAAGCCCAAGCCGAAAGCCGUUGUUCACAGCCAAGCGCAGCUGUUUCAGAGGUACACCGUCGCAAGCGGCCACUCAGUCCAGGCAAUUCAAAUCCCUGCACUGAGCAGAAUCCCGGGGAUAGACUGUUGGAAACGACCAGACCAUCGUCGAUGGUUGAUAUACGGAGUCUGUUCGGAUGGCUCCGAUACAUGAUGACCGAUGGAAAGUUCAAAAGGAGUCCGACGACAGCCGAAAUGAUGCUACGAGCAAUGCUGGAACGACAAGGCAAUGGCCGUGAUGAAUGAUUUUCCUUCUUGCAUGCGCUUAUGAAUGAUGAUGUUAUAUGAUUAACGAUGUUUGUUUUAUUUCUUUGAGCCCUUUUGUCAGUGCAUGAUGUCUUAUGUUUAGAAGCCUCAAAGGGCACAUAUGCUC
Messenger RNA from Aspergillus saccharolyticus JOP 1030-1, 1602 nucleotides. RefSeq lists its product as uncharacterized. The coding region runs from base 168 to 1475 and encodes 435 amino acids. Lineage: Eukaryota; Fungi; Ascomycota; Eurotiomycetes; Eurotiales; Aspergillaceae. The transcript has a single exon. The record is from RefSeq and is a predicted model, not a curated record.